GAAUGAGUCCUGGAGCAGCCCAGGUUGGGAGGAUUCAGAUCCUGACCUGAGCAUCCCGACCCGAGCAUCCACGAUCCUGAGUGACAGAUGUGUCCCCAGAUGCCACUGGUCCCGCAUCUGCAGGAGGAGGGAAUGUCCUGCUCAGCCUUUCGGUUCUAUGUCCUGCUCAGCCCUUCCCAUCCCUGUCCCUUCAACCAGCACCACCUGGGACCUGGGCCACCUGCCUUAACCAAGGAUGCUCUUCACUGGGGGCACCUCUGUGCCUGCGCCCUCCCCUCUGUCACAGGUGCCCGCGGGCCACACAGGAGGUUCCAGGGGCCUGUUGUUCCCUGCACCGGGAGCCAAAAAUAGCAGCAGAAGCAGCAUGUGUGACCUUCAGCAUCCCUGGGGGUGGUGGCCAUGCCCGCCCUGUGCUGGGGAGCCCACGGGUUCCGGUCCUGCGGACCUGGGAAGCCCCGGCAGCUGCGGCUCCUUCUGCAUGUGGGGCAGCAGGGGGAACCAGGGGGGUAGCAGAAGGAACCGGGGUGCCUAUAUCUUCCCACAGCCCCCCAGGAGCUGCAGUCUGUGCCAGGGACCGGAGCAUGGUGCUCGUCUUCGCCCUCCGUCUCCUGGGCAGCUCCGCUUUGCUUCUGGCCACGGCGGCUGGGGCUCAAGCCGCCCGAUGCUGGAUCACACACAUCUCGUAUGGGAAGAUUGUAUCCGCUGCUCGCCCUCCCUACAAGAGCGGGGACACCGUGAGCUUUGUGUGCAACACGGGGUACACCUUGCAAGGCUCCCACACAAGCACCUGCCAAGAUAACUCCAGAUGGAGCCCACCUCUGCCAGUCUGCAAAAAGGAGGUGACGUGUCCUCGGCCACCAAACAUCGCCAAUGGGAUGCACAGUGGACAGUCCUCGGGCAAGUUUUCCCGGGGAGUGACGGUGUAUUACAGCUGCAAGGAUGGAUUCGAGCUGGUCGGGAACGCGUCCAUCCGCUGCGGUGAGAGCGGGGUGUGGAGCAGACCCCUGCCCCGCUGCGAAGCAAUUGGAUGUAAGAUACCCGAGGUGCAGAACGGGAAGAUCUACGAGCCACAGAGCACCUACAAAGCUGGAGAGACUCUUCAGUUUGGCUGUGAUGCCGGUUAUGAUGCAGACACCGAUGAGAGUCAGUGCCAGCCCGGUGGGACCUGGGACCCGGUGCUCACGUGUGAGAGGGUCCGCCCAUGCCCCAUGCCUCCAGAGGUCACCAAUGGAAAUCACAACAGCCAGGGCAAAGCAAACUUUACCAUGGGGAUGUCUGUAACGUACACCUGUGAUCCUGGCUACUACCUGGUUGGAAACGCCGUUGUGUUUUGCAGAGCAUCUGGGAACUGGAGCUGGCCUGUCCCUCAGUGUGAAGAGGUGACGUGUCCUCGGCCACCAAACAUCGCCAAUGGGCUGCACAGCGGACAGUCCUCGGGCAAGUUUUCCCGGGGAGUGACGGUGUAUUACAGCUGCAAGGAUGGAUUCGAGCUGGUCGGGAACGCGUCCAUCCGCUGCAGCGAAAGCGGGGUGUGGAGCAGACCCCUGCCCCGCUGCGAAGCAAUCGGCUGUGAGAUACCCGAGGUGCAGAAUGGGAAGGUCUACAAGCCACAGAGCACCUACAAAGCUGGAGAGACUCUUCAGUUUGGCUGUGAUGCCGGUUACACCACAAACGCCUAUGAGAGUCAGUGCCAGCCCGGUGGGACCUGGGACCCGGUGCUCACGUGCGAGAGGGUCCGACCAUGCCCCAUGCCUCCGGGGGUCCGCAAUGGAAAUCACAACGGCCAGGGCAAAGCGUUUUUUACCAUGGGGAUGUCUGUAACAUACACCUGUGAUCCUGGCUACUACCUGGUUGGAAACGCCGUUGUGUUUUGUAGAGCAUCUGGGAACUGGAGCCGGCCCAUCCCUCAGUGUGAAGUGACCGUGUGCGUAAACCCCGAUAUAGAGAACGGAAGGCAAGUUGAUGUUCGAGGACUUAUCUCUGCGCCUGGGCAAACGGUGACAUUUCAGUGUCACAAAGGUUACAGCCUGCAAGGCAGCGCUCAGAUCUCCUGCCAGGAGGAUGGCAGCUGGCACCCUCCUGUCCCCGUCUGCGAGAGACCCCACCGUGACCAGGAGGUCCCAAACAGCCUUAAACCUCGAGGUGGUUGUGGUGCUCCUACAAGGUUACACUUUGCUGAGCUAAAUGAGGAGCAUAAAAAUGAGAUUGAUUUUUCUGUUGGGAAGACUGUGCAAUACACUUGCCGACCUGGAUAUGCUAAACACCCAGGGAUGUCACCUACUAUUACCUGCCUUGAGAGCGGAGUGUGGUCAGAAGCACUAGAGUUCUGUAAAAAGAAAAAAUGCAAUCAUCCCGGUGAACCUGUGAAUGGAAAAAUCAGUUUCCUAACAGAUGUCCUGUUUGGGUCAACAGUGCACUACAGCUGCGAAGAAGGGCACAGGCUAAUUGGACAAUCCAGCAGACGAUGUGAGAUUUCGGGUGGACGCGUUGAGUGGAGCGGCGCUGUUCCCAUUUGUCAGAGGAUCCCUUGUGCGCCACCUCCGGACAUCCCCAACGGGAAGCACACGGGCAGGCUGCUGGACGAAUUCCACUUCGGCACGUCGGUGACGUACACCUGCAACGCCGGGUUUCCGCUGCACGGAGAGCCCAACAUCCACUGCACCACCCGCGAUGGCAAAACCGGCGUGUGGAGCGGCCCCCCGCCGCAGUGCGGAGAGGCGAGAUGUCCUGUUCCACAGGUCCAGAAUGGGAGAAUAGUGUCUCCUAGGACUGCCUACACACACAAGGACACUGUCACUUUUGAGUGCGAGCCAGGCUACGUUCUGCGCGGCCAGAGAGUGGUACAAUGCCAACUAAAUAACACCUGGGAGCCGCCUGUGCCAGUCUGCGAGCAGGCUGGUUGCAAAGCACCUCCCAGCCUGGCGUUUGCUGAGCCGAAGGAGCCGUAUGACAACCAGAGCAUCUUUCCCGUGGGGAGGACGGUGAAUUACGUCUGCCGGCCUGGGUACACCCAGCACCUGGGGAUGCCACAAGCCAUCACGUGCCUUGAGAAUCAGACAUGGUCCGUGGCGCUGGAGUUCUGCAAAAGGAAACAAUGUGCUAACCCAGGCGACCCGGAGAAUGGCAGAGCUGUUGUCCUGACCGACCUCCUCUUCGGGUCCAAAGUGAACUACACUUGCAACAAAGGGUACAAGUUGGUGGGAAGCUCUCAGAGAACAUGCGAGGUCUCCGGCACACAUGUCUCGUGGAGUGGAGAUGCUCCUGUCUGCCAGCAGGUGAAGUGUCCUCCUCCUCCGGGCAUCGCCAACGGGAAGGCCAGUGGCCAACCCUCGGCCACCCACCUGCCGGGCUCGGCCGUGCUCUACACCUGCAGGGACGGCUACUCCCUGGUGGGGAACGGCUCCAUCACCUGCACCGCCGCAGGCACGUGGAGCCGGCCCCGGCCCCGCUGUGAAGCAACUGGCUGCAAAAGACCAGAGAUCCAGAACGGAAGAACAAUGGGGCUGGAGACCGUGUACAGAGUCACAGACAUUGUUGUCUUCGAAUGUGAUUUUGGUUAUGCCUUGAAGGGCUCUCAAGAGUCUCAGUGCCAGUUCGGGGGCACGUGGAACCCUCCUGUCCCCAUCUGUGAGAAGAUGCUACAGUGUCCUUCCCCUCCAAGCAUCAAAAAUGGCCAGCAUGCGAGUAAGGAUGUGAAAGUGUUCAUCCCCGGAGUAUCAGUGAGGUACUACUGUGACCCGGGGUAUGUCCUUACCGGCAAAACAACAGUUUCCUGUUUGACAUCUGGAACCUGGAGCAUCCCUUAUCCCCAUUGUGAAGUGAUCAACUGUGCAAGCCCCAUUGUCCAGAAUGGAGAUGUGGCUGAAGGGCAGAGUGCUGUGUACCCUCCUGGGGCCAACGUCACCUUCCAGUGUCACCCGGGCUUUGUGCUUCAUGGUAGCAGUGAGGCCGAGUGCCAGCUCGGUGGCCGCUGGGCACCUGCUGUCCCCACCUGCGAGCCAGCGCUGCCUUGUCCUCCUCCUCCCGUCAUCGCCCACGCCACGCACAGCGCGGAGCUGGGGACAAACUUCACCAGCGGCAUGUCCGUGAGCUACAGCUGCGAUCCUGGAUACCUUCUUGUUGGGGAGGCGCAGCUUAAUUGCACUUCUUCUGGAGCUUGGAGUGUGCCUGCCCCCCGAUGUGAAGGACGGCUGUGUCCCUCACCAUCAGCAAUUGACCAUGGCCAGCACGAUGGUGAGGAUGUGAAACUGUUCGCGCCUGGAAAGUCUGUAAACUACAGCUGUGACCCUGGCUAUUCUCUUAUUGGAAAAACAACUCUGUACUGUACGGUCAAUGGAAGCUGGAGCAUCCCUUACCCCUGGUGUGAAGUGAUCAACUGCACAAACCCCAACAUCCAGAAUGGAGAUGUGGCUGAAGGACAGAGUGCUGUGCACCCUCCUGGGGCCAACGUCACCUUCCAGUGUCACCCAGGCUUUGUGCUGCGGGGUAGCAAUGAGGCCGAGUGCCAGCUCGGUGGCCACUGGGCACCUGCUGUCCCCACCUGCGAGCCAGUGCUGCUGCAAUGCCCUUCACCUCCAAAUAUUGACAAAGGAAAUCACAACAGCCAGGGCUUGGAAGUUUUCACUGCUGGGAUGGUGGUCAACUACAGCUGUGACCCUGGCUACAGCCUCCAGGGAGAGGCAUCGAUUUACUGCACCGACUCUGGAAACUGGAGCCUCCCUCUUCCCCGGUGUGCAGGUACAUGGUGGUUCCGAGGUGGCUGCGGGGCACCUCCAAACUUAACCUUUGCUAAGCUGACUGAGGAAUAUAAAAACCUGACCGAGUUUCUUGUUGGGGACACGGUGCGAUACAGCUGCCAGCUGGGAUACAUGAGACACCCCGGAGUAUCUCCAACCUUGACAUGCCUCAAAAACCACACGUGGUCUGAAGCGCUAGCGUUUUGUAAAAGGAAACAGUGUAAAUACCCAGAAACACCAAAGAAUGGCAGAGUUGUUGUUCUGACAGAUCUUCUUUUCGGGUCAACCGUGAGCCAUACGUGUGAAGAUGGGCACCGGCUGGUUGGACACUCUCACAGGCGAUGUGAGAUUUUCGGAGCAGAUGUCGCAUGGAGUGGUGUUCUCCCUCUUUGUCAGAAGGUGGUAUGUCCGGUCCCACGGAUCCAGAAUGGGAGAGUAUCUGUUCUUAAAUAUCGCUACACAUACAAUGACACUGUGAGCUUUAAGUGCCGCAAAGGUUUCACCUUGCGAGGCCACCGCACGGCUCGGUGCCAGGCGGAUAAAACGUGGGAUCCUCCGGUACCCGUUUGUGAGCAGGAUGGAAUGGCAGAACGCUAUCAUCAUCCUGAUACCACAAUGAAGCCAGUGCUGCACUGUCCCAAGCCUGCAGAUAUCACCCAUGGGUCUCUCAGUGGCCCAGCAAAAGCAUUUUUUACUCCUGGAACAUCUGUAAGAUACACCUGUGAGCCCGGGUUCUCUCUCAUUGGACCAGCAUCCAUUUCUUGCACAGAGUCUGGAGCCUGGAGCCAUCCUCCCCCAGUCUGCCAAGUUGUCAGGUGUUUCCACCCUCCAAACAUCACCAACGGGAAGCUGAACGGCAACAUCUCCGACACUUUUUCCUACGGAGCAUCCGUAUCCUACAGCUGCGACCCUGGUUAUUCGCUCGUUGGGAACGCUUCCAUCAAGUGCACGGUGUUGGGAACCUGGAGCCGGCCUCCUCCUCGGUGCAAAGAGAUCAGAUGUGUAUUCCCAGAAGUUCAAGGUGUUAAGAAAGCUGUACAAGGAAAUACUUAUCGCUCUGGGACUAAUGUCACCCUUGAAUGUGACGAUGGUUACACGUUGGAAGGCAUCAGUCAGAUUCAGUGCCAAGAGGACUUGAGCUGGGACCCUCCUGUCCCAGCCUGUAAACUGACAUCACACAAGUCUGGCUCAGUAGGCCUAGGAGUGGCAGCCGCAGGAGUCCUGCUCCUCCUGGGGGCAGCCGUUGUCCGGAAAAUUAUUUCUAAGCAGAAGGAAGGCUAUUAUAAUACACAUGAAAACUGCAGUUACCAAACCCCUCUGAGUGAGACAACUGAGCAAAAACGUUCAUGUCUUCCACAGAAGGCUGGGCACCUGUGCUGCUGCUAACCAGGCAUUGGAGUCGUUGUCCAUACAGAGAGCGGCUGCAGGGAAACGUUGCUCAUGUUGAGACUGGAAUUCUGUGGCAAAAAAAGAGGCACUUUACUGCAGAAUCAGAUAAUUCUCCCUGUGUUCCCGUUAAUUACUGCAGAGAUCUAAUGAAGCUCAAAUACAGAUGCUGCUUCAGAGGGAUUUCUGGGUCCUGCUGCCACCUGAGGAGCAUUUCUCUAUUUGCACACCCUGCGAUAAGCAAGAUCCUUGGAAACUUCUUGUGCCUGGGUGGGACUCAUCAUUUCUUAAACCCAAUAUUGUCUUAAUUAGCAACCGUAUUCACAUCUGCAGCUCUCUGAUUGCAUCCAGAAACACUUAUUUGCACCAUUUCCCUACGAGUGCUUCACCUACUCAAAGCUGAACGUGGGAAAAUGAUCACUUUAGGUCUUGUCUCUUGUAAGGAAUAUUUAAUGAAGAACUGUUGUUUUUACAUAACAGAGGACGUGGCACCUGACCCCAGCAGGGGGAAGGACUGAGAGACAUGGGACUACGAAUCCUUAAUGUAAAACACAGUGUCUUCCCAGAAUAUAUACUGAUAACUGCAUGCAUACUGAUACCUGUAUUUACAAGUUAAUUUAGGGGGAAGGGUAGCCGAAGUACCAGGAAUCCAUAUCUUCAAUAGAUUGAUAAGGGGAAUGGUAUUGUAUGUAAACUGAGGCAGGUUGGGUAGCCUGUAAACCCUGAAGUAUAAUGGGGAACAGGGGAGGGAAAUUGCGGCUGGAAUUUUGGAGGAUACAAGCAGGGGCUUUUUGCCCUAUUAUGUGUGCCUGCCAUUAGGUACAACACCCGGUGUUGCAAUAUUGUUAUUAAAAGAAUUGCUUUGCCGAAGAGAUCCUGCCUGAGCCUAUUAUAUUUACAAAACAAUUGUUUCCUACAAUUAGUAACUGUAUUCACGUCCGCAGCUCUGCGAUUUAGCCCAGGAACGCUUAUUUGCACUGUUCCCCUAGGAAUGCUUCACCUAAUAAAAGCUGAAGGUGGGAAAACGA
Messenger RNA from Columba livia (rock pigeon), 7150 nucleotides. RefSeq names its product complement receptor type 2. The transcript is spliced from 37 exons. Lineage: Eukaryota; Metazoa; Chordata; Aves; Columbiformes; Columbidae. The record is from RefSeq and is a predicted model, not a curated record. Bases 582 to 6122 code for a protein of 1846 amino acids.